AGGCUUUUGGUACCACUUGGACAAAACACUACUGCAAAUAUGAUAAGGAAACCAAGGAGUUCACCUUGCUCCCGUAUAACCAACUCACAACCAAAUCGACUUACACAGCGCCGACCAAUAAAAUCCCGAAUUCCAACGAGGAAAGUUACGAUUUAGACGAUGUGGGUCGUCACUUUGUCAAACGUUGUAUAGAGGUGUUGGAGAAGCGCGGGCUGGAGGAGCAGGGAAUUUAUCGUGUGGUUGGAGUGACUUCCAAGGUAAAUAAGCUCCUGACAAUGGGGCUGGAUCGGAGAAAAGCCGAUAAAGUGGCUCUUGAUGACCCGCAAGAAUGGGAAACCAAAACCAUAACCACCGCUCUGAAAACGUAUUUGCGCAAUCUGCCCGAACCGCUGAUGUCUUUCAAGCAUCACAACGACUUUAUCAACGCCGUCAAAAGGGAAUCCAGGCAAAACAGGGUGCACGAAGUGCACAAGCUGUUAUACAAGCUGCCGAAAACCAACUUGGAAGUGCUGAGCAUUCUGAUUAAGCACCUGACAAAGUAAAGGCCGUUUUACAGUCGGCAAUUUUUAUUGCCCGCAACUUUCUUGCACGCAAUAUUUUGUUCUACGCUUGCGGAUUUUAUCAGUUUUCGAGUUGUCGGCAACUUUUAUUGCACUUGCCGGCUAUAGUUCCAAACCUAAACUUUCUUGCAGCUAGCCGCAAUUUUAGUGACUUUUCUAGUUCUUUUCAUGCUGCCAACUG
Molecule: messenger RNA, 741 nt
Organism: Dendroctonus ponderosae (mountain pine beetle)
Lineage: Eukaryota; Metazoa; Arthropoda; Insecta; Coleoptera; Curculionidae
Product: rho GTPase-activating protein 26-like
Biological process (GO): signal transduction
Molecular function (GO): GTPase activator activity
Source: RefSeq, a predicted model, not a curated record